Messenger RNA from Penicillium antarcticum, 2130 nucleotides. RefSeq lists its product as uncharacterized. Gene Ontology annotation, molecular function: histone deacetylase binding. Gene Ontology annotation, biological process: negative regulation of transcription by RNA polymerase II. NCBI's taxonomy places the organism in Eukaryota, Fungi, Ascomycota, Eurotiomycetes, Eurotiales, Aspergillaceae. The transcript is spliced from 4 exons. The coding region runs from base 1 to 2130 and encodes 709 amino acids. The record is from RefSeq and is a predicted model, not a curated record. Gene Ontology annotation, cellular component: Sin3-type complex.
AUGGAGGUGGCUGAGAGCAGAGAACAGGCCUCCGUUGGUCCGUCAACGGGGCCAGACUCCAUGCCCAAUGGAGAUCGGAAUCCCUUUCUAGACGACCCCCUCAUGGACGACGAUGGACGCUCAAGUAGUUUGAGUGAGAUCGACGAUGUCUCGGAGAAUGAGCCCUCAGACUUCGAAGACCCGAGCAAAUCGGACAAGCCAAUGGAGAACGAUUCGGAGGCGGAGACCGAGCGCAUCGAGGAUUCUCCUCACAAUAUCCGAAAGCGCGACAUUGUGCUAAGUGCUGGCAGUGCCGGACCUAGUCCGAGCAAGCUCCACCAAUCUACGACACUUGACGAUGUCGACGACGAAGCGCCGGAGGACUCACCUAGUAAGCGACGUCCUUCUAAGAACAAUGGCUUGGGCAGUGACAUCCCCGACCUCGGUGAUGUCGAGCUCCCAGACAGCAUUAGCAAGAAGCGAAAACGCGUCGAGGCCGGUGAUGAAACCGGCACUGAGGUGGGCGAUGAUGAACCUAUGAAGAAGCGCCGAAGCUCAAUCAAGAGCGACUUGAGCGACCCGAUCGAUGACGAUACCCCCCUCUCCCCCGAGCCGCUCGAAGAUCAUAUGGCGAUCAACGAUGAUGACGCACCGGCUGAUGAUGCUCCCGAACUGGACCUCCCAGCCCCGCCUAUGAAAAGCAAAAAGGGCAAAAAGGGUAAGCGGAAGGGAAGACGGGCCCAAGACGCAGAUGAGGAGACGGAAACUGGUGGUGCCGAUGCCACUGCAGAGGACGUCGCUGAUGAGAUUCUUGGAGAAGACGAAGAGCCUACGGAACGAGGCGAUGAACCCGACGACGCGGAAGCAACGGUUCGAGCUGAAGAAGAGUCUGUCAAAAAGAUGUCUGCUCUGGAUUCUCUGGCGACACUAGAGAAGGAAUUUGCGACAUUACGUGACAAGAUUUAUGAUGAACGGAUAUCUAAACUCAACCGAGAACUCGAGAUGCUGACUGGUCCGAAUCCGACACAUCCCGAGUAUCUGCGUCAGAUCGAAUGUGUGCAACGUUACCGGGAUGCCAAGAUCAAGUACGAGGGUAACUUGUAUAAAUACCGGAUGAAGUCGUUGCUCAACAAGGGCCUGGCGGAACGGGCUCAGGCACACAGCACAUACUUCCAACGAGUCCGAGAUGUGCGCGAGAAGCAUUCGAGUGACAUCAGCAAGCAGUUCUAUGCCAUUCAGCAUGAUCGCUUCAAGACCGAUGAACUCAGUCCGCAUCAUAUCAUCGCGUUCCCUACUCGUCGUUCACAGCAGAUCGCGCACCAGACGGCAUAUAACCAGGAGGUUUCAAUCAUGGCUGGUGUUGCGAAGUAUGUUGGCUUCCCCGCUGCUCCAAGCUUGUUGGGAGCACGCCCUACAGAACUUGAUGACGACCUGGAAAAGAUGGGGAUUACUAUCGAGUCUCGUGCCUCGGCUCCAAGGCAUUCAUCAGCGAUGCCUGCCCGCACUGCUAUAUCUGCCAUGUCUACGAAUGCCUUCCGCGCUGCCGAAGAAGCGUUCCUAGAACAGACUCCCUGGGCAAAUCCCCAGCAUCCGAUCCAUCAGCAGCAGCAACAGCAUCAACAUCACCCCCAGCAACAUCGACCUCAAGGUCGUACUUUUGAGUAUCCGCAGCCAUCGUCAUAUACCACCCCCGCCGCCCAAAAGCGAAUGGUAGACAUAAAUGCACCAAAUGGAUCCGCAUCCACCAUCCCCGAAAAUGCCUCUGCGGCCAACUCAUCUGCCAACAAUACCCCCUACGGCAUGGAACAAGACCCGAGGCAUCAAACACAAGGGCCUUUCCGUAACCCUGACUAUGAUGCUGACCACGGUAAAUCUGGAUUCCGCUCUUUAAGUUCCUCUCCAUUGGAUGUGCGCAAAUCACAACCACACCUCCCCCACUCUCUUGAGCAGCGUUCUUCUGCUACCGACGUCCCCACGAACAACCAUAUCUUCUCUCCGCCUCCUGCGCGACAAGGCUUAUUCCAGCCAGCGGGUCUCAAACGGGAUAUCUCCCCAUCCCUCUCUUCCAAACCCGUUGAUGCGGUACACUACCGCCCCCAUCAGUCAGGAAUUGCAACAGGCUCUAGCUCAAAUCACAUGCCGACCCGCUAA